AUGUUCCAGUUGUCAGCCAGUGAUGACGACGAGGGUGGUGCGGGCGAGGUUCGCUACUCCAUCGCCUCACCUGUGCUGACAGUAGACCCGUACUCUGGCUGGGUGUCCGUUGUAUCUGAUGUUCCAGUGUCAGCUAUGUCAGCCAGUGAUGACGACGAGGGUGGUGCGGGUGAGGUUCGCUACUCCAUCGCCUCACCUGUGCUGACAGUAGACCCGUACUGUGGCUGGGUGUCCGUUGUAUCUGAUGUUCCAGUGUCAGCUAUGUCAGCCAGUGAUGACGACGAGGGUGGUGCGGGCGAGGUUCGCUACUCCAUCGCCUCACCUGUGCUGACAGUAGACCCGUACUCUGGCUGGGUGUCCGUUGUAUCUGCUCUAGACCGUGAGGUGGAGCCUAUACACUCCGCUGUACUCACCGCCACUGACAACGGCGACCCCGCGCUCUCCUCCACCGCUGUCCUGCUCCUAGACAUCGUAGACUACAACGACAGUCCGCCGACCUUCUCUGAGAGACUAUACACUGUGUCGGUGAACGAGAGUCUACCAGUCGGUUCCUCAGUACUGCAGGUCGUAGCCUCAGACCCAGACGGCGCAGGUCUAGACUAUUACAUCACCUCUGGAGACCCUCACUACAGGUUCAGCCUCAGGUCCACUGGUCAGCUGUCUCUCGCCCAGCCUCUAGACCGGGAGCUUGUAGACUCCUAUACUCUCAACAUCUCCGUGUCAGACUCUAAAUACGUCGUCCACACCACGGUCAUCAUCCACGUGUUUGACGUCAACGACAACCAGCCUCACUGCCUACAGCCCAUGCUGAAGACAACAGUGUCUGAGGAUGCUGCUCCAGGGUCCACAGUGCUGACAGUGCUUGCAGAGGACGCCGACCUGAAUCCUCAGUUGAGAUAUCAUCUGACAGGCACCAACGCUGCUCACUUCUACUUCAACCAGAUCACCGGUGAACUAAAGACAGGAGUAAGCCUAGAUCGCGAGACAGUCUCGGAGUACAGUCUGGUCGCUCAUGUGCUAGACCGUGACACUUCUGGCUGGGAGUGUACAAGUCACGUGACCAUCCACGUUGCUGACGUCAACGACAACGCGCCCGUGUUCUCCUCUAGCAAUUACACUGCUGCAGUGCCAGUAGACUACCCUCCAGGGAGCUUCGUCACCAUCCUACGUGCCGUCGACACUGACUUCGGAAUGAACAGGAGGGUUCGGUACUCUAUGGACUCAGAAUACUUCACUAUCGACGCCGCCAGCGGGUUGGUGCAGGUAGCUAAGCCUCUGGACAAGACCAGAUACUCGUUGGUGGUGGUCGCCACGGACCUGGGAGAUCCUCCACUCUCCACUGCUGCCAACCUCCACGUGCUCGUGGUAGAUGUCAACGACAACCCUCCAGAGUUCUCCUCCAGGUCUCACCAAGCGCUGGUGUCUGAGGACGCCGAGGUCGGCACCGAGGUCACCAGACUGUCCGCCAUCUCCGUGGACGACGGCGUCAGAUCUCCAGUCGUGUACUCCAUCAUAGCCGGCAACGAGUUUGGCAAAUUCACCAUCGAGCCAAGCUCGGAUAAGAUUAUAGUAGCAGAGCUACUAGACUAUGAGGAAACCCGCCAGUACCUCCUGACCGUGCUGGCCACUGAUGCAGGAGAACAUCCACUCAGCACACACACCGCAGUCAACAUUACAGUGUCAGACAGCAAUGACAACGCGCCAAUCUUCUCCCAGCCUUCGUACAGCGCGGAGAUCAGCGAGCUGGCAACGCCCGGGGACAACGUCAUUCAGGUGACAGCAGUGGACGCUGACAGUGGCGCUAGCGGCCUCGUCAGAUAUACACUGGUAGGCGAGAGAUCUAAGGAGUUUAAGGUGGACUCCGUCUCUGGAACGAUAAAGCUGGCCAUGCCCCUGGACCGGGAGAAAGUGGACAGUUAUGUUCUGCGUGUACAAGCGCGAGACUCAGGCUCUCCGACUCUCUCCAGCAUCGCCGUCGUUCACGUGUCCGUCACUGACGCAAAUGACAAUCCUCCGCUCUUCCUGCAACCAAACCUCACAGCCAUACUGCAGGAAGACAAGCCGGCGGGUUGGGCUGUGUGUCAGUUAGUCGUUACUGAUGCUGACGUGUUUCACAACGCUGCUCCUUUCAUAUUCGAGAUCCUCUAUGAUGACUCUGGAGGGAAGUUCAGGAUCGACUCGAAAGGAGUUCUCCAAACCUUAACUCAGUUCAGCCGACAAUCCAAGGACACUUACCACCUACAAGUCCGGGUCUACGACGGUGGCUCACCCCCUCUUUAUUCGGACUCGUGGAUUACGAUAAAGGUGAUAGAGGAGUCCCAGUUUCCUCCGGAUGUGUCGCCGUUGCGAGUCACAGUAGUGUCCUACGAGGACCGUUGGCUCGGCGGAGACCUGGGGCAAGUGCUGGCCUCGGACCGCGACCAUUACGACAGUCUAGGCUACGAGUUGCUCCCCACCUCCUCGCUCUUCACCAUAGACCCUCAGCAUGGAGUCAUCGAGGCUUCCUCAGGACUAGACGUCGGUCGUUACCUCCUCAACGUCUCAGUUACUGACGGCAAGUUUAGCCGUCAAGUCACGGUGGAGGUGGUCGUACUGCCACUCUGGGAGGAGAACCUUCAGCAUGCAGUCAGUCUGAGACUGGUGGGAAUUUCGCCAGAACGUUUCUUGGCUGAAGAAAGUUGGAAUUUAAUAAAGACAAUGGAGUCCGUCACUUUGAGAAACGCAUCAAUUGGAUCCAUUCAGAAAACUUCGUCGAAGUAUUUGGACGUGCUUCUCAUCAUCAUGGGGGGUCUGGACCUGUCUACAGCAGCCGAGGUGCUGAGGUCUCUAGGGUUGUCUAGUACUCAACCCUCCUGCAGCUGCAAGAACGCCGCCAAAUGUCGUCAGAGAGUGACAGUUUUUCCAGACCAGCAGCUCAAGGUUCGAACCAACACGUCCGUCUACAUCUCCCCAGCCCACUCCUUCACGCUGUACUGCGCAUGUGCCUUAGGAUUUACAGGAGACCUCUGUGAGGAGCAGUUGCCUGCGAUGUCGGAGUGUGCGUGCUCCGGCUCGCAGACUUGCCUCAACCCGCCCUGCGUGGCUCCCUCCUGCGCCAACAAUCACUCGUGUUUCCCGCCAAAUAUCGCCAGUGGCGCUUCCGUCUUCUCCCAGGAGCUGCUAGCCAUCACAGCCACAACCGUCGGCGUCGUGAUCAUCGUGGCUCUCUUCGUAGUUUACAGGAGAUGUCAUGGUGAUCCUCGACAAGCCAAACAUAGGAGAACCCUCAACAAACAACCUGGUGCUGUGGACAAACUCGACAUAACAGAGAUUUCCGGAACAUACUGCCAGCAUGAUAUCUUGGCAGGCAUUUCCCUCAAUAGUCUUCCUCGCGCCAGUGAUCAAACACAAAACACGCUUGAUGUGAUUGCAGAAGAGACAACUGUGGUGACAACCUCGCUGCAACGUGAGGAUGAUGUCGAGAGUUAUGGAUUCCCAAGUCGCCGUCAUCCCACGCUACCAGACAUUCAGACGUUUCAAGUCUCAUAGCGCAAACAAGAAUACUGCCUAAGUGUCCUGGUCAC
Macrosteles quadrilineatus (aster leafhopper) is the source of this 3563-nucleotide messenger RNA. Its product is annotated as fat-like cadherin-related tumor suppressor homolog. Gene Ontology annotation, cellular component: plasma membrane. Gene Ontology annotation, molecular function: calcium ion binding. Gene Ontology annotation, biological process: homophilic cell-cell adhesion. Bases 1 to 3528 code for a protein of 1175 amino acids. NCBI's taxonomy places the organism in Eukaryota, Metazoa, Arthropoda, Insecta, Hemiptera, Cicadellidae. The record is from RefSeq and is a predicted model, not a curated record. The transcript is spliced from 19 exons.